Messenger RNA from Paramecium octaurelia, 413 nucleotides. Lineage: Eukaryota; Ciliophora; Oligohymenophorea; Peniculida; Parameciidae. The record is from the annotation of a GenBank genome assembly.
AUGAAGAAACAAAAAUAUUUGGAGGAAACUGGUCAUUUAGGAAAUGUAAUAAAAGGAUGGGAAGGGUACUUGAGCAUGAAGAAUUCUAAGUUGGGUGUAAAUCUAUAGAGAAAAGACAAGUUAAAUCCAAAUGAUAGAAUAUUUUCAUAGAGUAGCAAAACAUCACCUUUUGUACAGGAGAUUUUACAACCUGUUUAGACAACUGGACCUUAAAUAUAAGUGUUGAAUGAAGGAAGUGGAGAGGAGAAAAAAGAAUAUCAUUUCAGAAGGACGAAGAAAAAUAAUAAAUAUGUUAGAUUUCAAAAUGGGUAAAAUCACAUUUAAUAUAUUUUAGUGAAGGGGGAUUUCAUUCUCCAAUGACUUGUAGUGAUGAAUAUCAUGAGAAGAAGGGCAAGGUACAAAAGAGGAUUUGA